AUGUCGAUUGCGCUUUUCCUAAAGCAAAGAAAGAACUAUCCAUACCCUCCUGGGCCGAAGGGCCUCCCGGUCAUCGGAAAUGUCUUCGAUAUGCCGUCGAUAGAACCAUGGGUUGCAUUUAGAGACUGGUCUCGCGAGAUAGGCUCUCCUAUCAUUAGCUUAAACGUCCUGGGAACGACUAUCGUAGUGCUCAAUGAUUUCAAGACUGCAGUCGAUCUAUUUGAGAAACGAGGGGCCUUAUACUCCGGCCGCCCUCGAUUCCCGAUGUUGGUAGAAGCAUGUGGGCUCGAUUGGACCUUCCCUUUGUCUAACGGCGAGCACUGGAAGAUCUGUCGUCGUUGUUUCGACCCUUUCUUUCGUAAAGGGGAGGUGCUGCAGUACAGGGAACGUCAGAUGUCUACAGUUCGUUCGCUUUUGGCCCGGCUUCUGGACUCUCCGGAGCGAUUCGUGCAUCAUAUUCACCAUGUGACGGGAUCUUUGAUGCUCGACAUCUCAUAUGGUAUUGAAACUAAGCCUGAGGGCGACGAAUUUCUUGAUACCGCGGACAAGGCACUUAGAGGGGUCGAGACAUGCGAUAACAUGAGCAUCAUCGAUAUACUUCCUUGGAUCCAACAUAUCCCAAGCUGGGUUCCUGGCAUGUGGUGGAAGAAAAAGGUAGACAUCUUGAAGGCUCAAGUCGUACGUAUGUCAGACGGACCGUAUGAGUGGCUAUUGCAGCAAGUCAACAAAGGCUCUGCAAAACCAUGCAUAGGAACCGACCUCAUUUCCAUGUUUGAUGACGGGACGAUCGAUACUCCUCGUCGAGAGGGCACGAUCAAAAGCGUCGCUGGUACUGUAUAUGCCGGCGGCUCUGACACAACAGUUUCCGUCAUCCACUCGCUCUUUCUUGUCAUGAUCCUAUUUCCGGACGUUCAACACCGAGCGCAUGAGGAGAUUGACCGCGUUGUCGGCUUGACUCGUCUACCUGAAUUCUCAGAUCAAGAAAACCUACCCUAUAUCACAGCCGUCGUCAAAGAAGUCCUCCGAUGGGCUCCUCCUUUCCCGCUCGGUAUACCGCAUUCUUCUGCUACGUCAGACCUUUACAACGGGUACUACAUCCCGAAAGGCGCUACUGUUCUUGCAAACUCUUGGGCAAUUCUACGUGAUCCAGUAGCCUAUCCCGACCCAGAAGUCUUCAACCCGUCUAGAUUUCUGACCGCUGACGGCAAAGCGAUCGAUCCUACUGUUCGCGACCCCGAGGCCGUGUUUGGGUUUGGCAGACGAAUGUGUCCCGGCCGCUUCCUUGCCCUCGAUUCGCUAUGGACAACAACUGCCUGCAUAAUAGCUUUAUUCGAUAUUGAGCGGAAGGUAGACGAUGAUGGAAAAUUGGCCCCAUUGCCAGAGAAAAUGUUCACCUUGGGCAUCGUCUCGCAUCCCACACCAUUCCCUUGUUUCAUCACCCCGAGGUCGGUCGCCAGUGCCAGACUCAUUCGAGGGAUCAAUGUGGCCCAAGAUACUUGA
Messenger RNA from Stereum hirsutum FP-91666 SS1, 1500 nucleotides. Its product is annotated as cytochrome P450. The transcript is spliced from 13 exons. The record is from RefSeq and is a predicted model, not a curated record. NCBI's taxonomy places the organism in Eukaryota, Fungi, Basidiomycota, Agaricomycetes, Russulales, Stereaceae. The coding region runs from base 1 to 1500 and encodes 499 amino acids. Gene Ontology annotation, molecular function: monooxygenase activity; iron ion binding; heme binding.